This is a messenger RNA of Rhinocladiella mackenziei CBS 650.93, 795 nucleotides long. RefSeq lists its product as uncharacterized. Lineage: Eukaryota; Fungi; Ascomycota; Eurotiomycetes; Chaetothyriales; Herpotrichiellaceae. Bases 1 to 795 code for a protein of 264 amino acids. The record is from RefSeq and is a predicted model, not a curated record. The transcript has 3 exons.
AUGAUUGUUCGAUAUGCCAAAGCGAUGAGCUUCCACGUUGUUGGUCUCAAUAUUAACGACACGGUGUUGUCAGAAGCCGCAGCUUCCGGUACGGACCGGACGUUCAACACCCUGAUCAAUUCUCAAUAUGUACAAGAAUUGAAGUCUCUUACAAGUCGACGGUGUCCUUACGCUGGUCGGAAUACUUCCGAGGGCGCUGGGAAUCUCGGCGAUCGACAUUUGCAAUGGAAGAUAUCGCUUCAAGGCAAGAAAGUACGAGUAUACCGAGCCGAAUGGGAGAUGGCCAUCAAUUUCAGUCUUCCUCAUAUUAUCCCGAAAGUGGAGACGUACAGUCUGGAAGACAUUAAUGUCAUGGUCCCAAAGAUGGGGUCUGGGAAGGUAUCGAAGCUGAUGGCGCAUCACCGCGAAACGCCAAAGGACGUCGAUACGACGAAGGCACACAAGAAUAAUGGUCAUGAAUUUAAUCGAUCUGGGACCCAAACGGAAAGACGCAGUCAUCCAAGACGUGGCUCGAGGAAGGAACUCCCGCUGGUUACCUCGACCGCCUCGCAAGAACCAAAUAAUGUCGUCGACUUCGACGCCGUCAGCAACUUGCCACCGCUGGCUGGCUUUGCGUUCGAGGACUUCAGCCUGACCGAUGUUAUAUCGAACUCAGUAGUCAAUGAUACUAACAAGUUCGACAUAACCUAUAACCCCACGCUCAUGGAAACAAGCUUUUCCGGACUUGAAUUUGAGGGACAGUCUGAAUGGGCGCUGGACGCGAUCGGCCCACUGCAGCAGCCAACGUUUGAUUGA